AUGCCUCCUUCAGAAACAUCAAGCGCCGACGGAUCCGAAGGGACUUCCAAGCGAUCCGACUCUGAACUCUCUUCCCUCGUGUUUGAAGCGCAACGGGACUUCGACUCCGAGGCAUACUUCAAGCAGCGCCUCGAAGAAGGACAGCAAAAGGAAGUCGCUGAUGACCAGGCGCAACGAUGGAAAGUAGACGACGAGCGAAAGUUGCAGCGACAGGUGUGGUUGGACGGCCUGGAUGAAGAGCAAUGGGAUAAUUUGACCAGGAUCCACCUCCCAUACCACCACACUGGGGAGGUCAAUGUGGACGAUAUGAAGGCCGAGAGGGAGACAACUGGACUUCUCUAUGUUCGGGGCUUCUAUUGGCCUACUGAAUCCAACGGAAACCAGGAAAUCCCCUCUGCAUUUACACCUCUGCGAGACCUCAAGCGCUUCCCUCUACCUCGUAUUGAAUAUCAGGACUGCGCACCAGAAUACAGCGAUCGGAAGCGGGGCCAGCAAGUCCUUAUGCGGUACGAUUCGCACAAGAAGUUCGAGUUGCAAGACCCAGUAACCGGGAAGGUGCAAGCAGUGAGAGCAUUUGGCUCAGAUCCCUGGAACAGCUACAAGGAUUUUACCAAAGAGGAGCUACAAUCCCUCAAAUGCGCUCACCACAUCAACUUUUUUGGCCGGGCUGUACCUCAUCAAUCUGGCACCCGCCCAGCGACCACAAUCGCAAUUCUGAAGUCCAACCCAAAGAACCUCAAUGUCACAACUCCGGACGGCCUCUGGAAGAGCACCAUUAUGGAGUGUGCGACACAAAUGUUGGACCCUAUCCUUUACUAUGGCAAGCCCGAAAUUCUGGAUACCUUGCGAGGUACCGACUUGGAAGAUGCAUGCAUUGGACAGGCCGAAAUCAUAUAUACCUCGUUGGGCUGGUGGCUCCAAGACACAUACCCGGUCGGACAAUGCCCGGUCGACUCGGAUGCACUCGACCCAUUCACUUGGCCUGAAGGUUCCAUCGUCAUGAACGGAGUUACUGACGGAUUCGCAUCACGGUUGGAAAUCAUAACCUCUUCCACCGAGGAGAAGAAAUCCGACGACAUGGCCCGCAAAACCGCUUUUCAAGGCCGCGUGGCUAAAGGACGUGUGAAAUCCCGACUCGGCAUGUGCUGCUGGACUCAGAAAGAUAUCACCCAAGAGCUGGCUUAUGUGCCUCGUCCGAGAACCGGCUUGCUGACUCCGUCAUUUCCGAGUAGUAAGUGUUCAACGAAUGUGGCGGAUUCUGUGACUGAAUAUACGCCCCAUUCGACAACUUCAAUUGCUGAUUUUGCCUCAACCUCAGACCCCUCUGCGGUCGUUGCUAUACCACCUGAUCGACCUGCGCUUGUGUCUGUCAGACCUGGACGUUAUGUGGCUGCUAUUGUCGAAACCCAUCAAGAAUUCAGCGAGCGGGUUCGUGCGUUUGACGUUGCAAAUGACCUUCGACCUCUCAAGAAUUGGGCGGAUGAGCACGAGGACGAUGACGCUGAAGACGGAGAAGAAACGACCGAAACCGAGUUAUGGCGUCAACGUAUGAGGACUCAAGAGCUACAAGAUGGCCUUGGACGCGUCUCUCGGGAUUGGGCUGAUGAGUUCGAGCCCGAACAUUCCACAGCACCAGCCACCCAACAGCCAUCUCCCAAAGAUGCGGUCUUCCAACUAGCAGAUACUCAAGCAGUAGUCGCUGAAGUUCCAAUUUCGGACUUCGACCGACGACUGCGCGAAAGCGAUGCCAUCACUGGAUUCCAACCUGUUUCGAGAAACUGGGCUGACGAAGUCGAUGGAGAUGGAACUCUGGCGUCCUUGACACCAAGUAGGGUCGAAACACCUGUCGAAGUUGUCCCCACGAUGGUCGUCAUGUCUCAUAUGCCUAGCACCAUCGCUACACCUCUGGUCAACGUUGAGACGCCCGUUGAGGCUGAGCUUGGCUCCAAUGUUGAGCGCGACGCCGAAGCUGACCUCCUCGCGAUGGCACAGUCUUGUGCCGGAGGUCAGCCCGCUGCUGAUGAAGCUCAAGGCUCUGUCAAGGUGUCGCUCCCUCUAGGAGUUGUUGAAGACGCCGACUCAAACGGUCAUCGCCGAGUGUCAGCCUCUUCCGCUGACUCAACAACAAAUACCAGCAGUCCUCCGACUUCUCCAGAGCUAGAGGCGGAUGAUGACAUCAACAGUAUAUAUGAUAACGCUGGGACUGGCGGUCUCUAUCAGCCUUCCCUUCCAAAAGCUGCAGAACCCUCCGACAGUGGGUACAUUGAUGCCAUGGACUUGGAUGAAGAAUAUCAACUCCAACACGGUGAACCACUUGUCCUCCCUCCCGCAGCGCCUUCCCUGCCUUAUCCACCAGCUGGCCUUGAAGCUCCUUAUCUGGAUGUCGUACGAAUCCCGGGUCUUGAACUGAUCAACGAAGAUGACAAGACAUCCUCACCCCCAGCGACCGCAACUCUGGAACCUCAAACAUCUGCAAUGGUUGCAUGGGCAUCUCGACAGCACCUUGAUCGACUCAUUGCACGGAAUCUUCAGGUCGUUGUGUCUACCAUCCCAGCUAUGAUACCAAAUAUGGUGUUGCCAGGAUUGCACAACUUCGGGAAUGGUGCUUGGACCAUGACUCUUCCUGGUCAGCGGAUCGGUCUGGUGCGCUCACCAUUCAUUUCAUUUGAGGUAAGGGACUGUAUUCCCAACCGGGUCAUUGAAGAAGUCGUUGGUUAUGAGGAGGAGGUUGAUGGCACCCUCAUCAACGACAACGUCACCUCGUCGUGUGACAGUCAUAUCGACACAGUUGCCCUUCACAAUACCGCAGAGUGUACCACCGAAGACGGUUCUGAUACACGAUCCUCUGAGGUGAGCCCAUUGACGCCACCGACAUCGGCUGGCUCAUCCACAUCCGAUCGUCGUAGGGGCCGCCGUGUGCGUUUCGCCCUCCCCAUGAGUCGUAAGCCGUCAUUGGCCACGACUGCCUCCACGUCUUCAUCAAUGGCUACGUUAUACGAGAUGGGAGCCCAAUUCCCGCCAUCGGUGUUCGAUCAAUGGCCAAGUUUCGAUAACGACCUUUAUCCGGAGAUCCCAGAACGCACGUCAUCAUUGGCGUUCCGUCGGGAGCACAUUGUGCUGGGGAGCUGUUCGUUAUCGAUGACUUCUGGGAAGCGUGGCACGUUCGCCAACUCCGAGCACGACGCCGGAGUCCUCGCGCCUCGUCCAGUCCUGCCGAGCUUCCGUCGAACCCGAUGUGAUUGGCAGCACGCCAGCUGGAACUCUGUUGCCCGCCGAUUGACGAAGCGUCCACCUGCAACCGUGACAACGACCAACGUUGCCACCACUCUUCGAUCCCGCGAUGGGAUCAUGACUCGCGCCAACCACAAUGAAAGCCAAUUUUUCGAGUUUCCCGAGUCCAGGCGGGUGAGCGGCGAAACUGUUGGUCCAGGGAUGGGACAAAAGACGAAGGGUUUCUUCAAGAAGGGCAUGGAGAAGCUCAAGACAAUGCUUCGCAAGAAGAAAUGA
Molecule: messenger RNA, 3507 nt
Organism: Cladophialophora carrionii CBS 160.54
Lineage: Eukaryota; Fungi; Ascomycota; Eurotiomycetes; Chaetothyriales; Herpotrichiellaceae
Exons: 1
Coding region: 1-3507 (1168 amino acids)
Source: RefSeq, a predicted model, not a curated record